Molecule: messenger RNA, 2642 nt
Organism: Branchiostoma belcheri (Belcher's lancelet)
Lineage: Eukaryota; Metazoa; Chordata; Leptocardii; Amphioxiformes; Branchiostomatidae
Product: sphingosine kinase 2-like
Exons: 6
Coding region: 395-2449 (684 amino acids)
Biological process (GO): sphingosine biosynthetic process
Cellular component (GO): cytoplasm; intracellular membrane-bounded organelle; membrane
Source: RefSeq, a predicted model, not a curated record
GGCUGCAUGACGGGUAAAACGCACGCACCUUUACAGGCAAAUUUGUGCACUUUUGGGUCUUUUUCUUCAACUGUAGCAUAGCACUUUACGCAGUUGUGAGUGGUUAAGUUAUACAUGUAUCCUAUUCGAGAUUUUAUGCCACGAACAAGGAGAUUUUGGUGAAGAAUCACCGGAUGUGAGCGAGGGAGACUACAGUGGUGACCUCUAGCGGUUUAUGUGUGAACUGCAGGGAGAUAUUGGCACGGAGCCAAAUAUAGAAAUGUUUACCUUGGAUGACAUCAGGUCACAUGAUAGGGUGCAAUGUUGUUAGGAAGCCACACGCUUCCAGGCGGGUCAUUCAUUUGAAAGCGCGAAGCAUGUGUAUGUACGACCUCCCGCUCCUGACGCGGAAAACAUGUCUGACGUGAUCCUGCAGGACGAUCUGACGGUCUUCCCGCACAACAAGACCGGGUACCGAGUCCAGCUGACGCGGGGAUACCUCCAGUACGCCCGCACUCAGGGAAAACCACGGGAACGGAGGGUGUUGUUGUCGGACGUGGUGGGGUGUCAUUGUCUCAGAGGCCGGCAUGCGUCAGACAGUGCAGCAUAUUUCUGCAUCUACGCCUACCCCCUACGGAAGAAGGUCAUCUCAGGGGACUGGACGCGACACAGGGUGUGCACGACAUUCCGCGUGAGGACGACAGACGACCAUGCCGAGAACCACGCUCGGGCAGAACAAUGGAGAAUCGCUAUCAAGUGUCUACUGGCUGGGCAGACUAUUGGGCCACAAACAGCCUUGGAAGCCAGACUGCUGCCCCCCUCCCCACGUCUGCUUAUCCUGAUCAACCCAUUUGGAGGCCAGGGGAAGGCCCAGCAGAUAUUCCGGGAGAGAGUUGUGUCCAUGUUGGGAGAAGCCGACAUCAGCUUCAACAUGGUGGUUACUGAGCGUUCUGGCCACGCCCAUGACCUAAUGCGAGACCUGGAGGUGUCAGAGUGGAAUGGGGUGGUGGUGGUGUCAGGGGACGGGCUCAUAUAUGAGGUUAUCAAUGGCCUGAUGGACCGUCCUGACUGGGAAGAGGCCAUCAAGAUACCCAUCGGCCUGAUCCCGGGGGGAACUGGCAAUGCCCUCUGCUGCUCUGUCAACUAUCUACUGGAUGAGCCGUUUGAGUCGGCUGACCAGGUCCUCCACUCCACGUUUGUCCUGUGUAAAAGCGUGGUUUCCGGCAGCAGCUACCCCAUGGACCUGGUCUCGGUACAGACCAAAUCCUCCCGCAUAUUCUCCUUCUUACAUAUCAGCUGGGGAUUCAUCUCCGAUAUCGACAUCGGGAGUGAGAAAUAUCGCUACCUUGGUGACGCACGCUUUAUCGUCGGACUGAUGCAGCGGUUGUUCGACUUGCGGAAGUACCCCGGGCACGUGUCGUACCUACCCGUGAAGGGGGUGGACGGAAGAGCGUUGGUUCACCAGAUCACGGAGAAGAGGAAGCAGCGAGAGAAGCUCAAGCAGUCUCUCCCUCGUCCCCGCAGCCUGUCCAAGCAAAACGGGGAGCGGGAAGACUUGAGAAGCAUGCGUCCGGCGCAGUUUACCCGCAGCGUUAGCAUGAUGGAGGGUUCCCUUCCCAGAAACCUUCCUCCGAGAAGCGCCAGUGUCAGUCAGAGCUACUACUCCAAUCUGGAGCCGCUAACCCCCGGCGUAGAUGCCGCCAAAGAAGCGGCUCUGUUCAACGAGCAGACGGAUUCUGGUGUACCUACCUCAGAAAGGAUGGAAGAGAACAUGGCCAACGGGCACGCCACAGUAGCCGACAUUCAAGCCAGCGAUUGGACAGAAGAUGAAACGCAAGCGAGCGAAGUUUUCUCACCUUAUGUUAAUUCCCCAAAUGCUCUGGUCAGCAAUACAAAUAGCCACAGGCCACAGCAACACGACCAUUCCAACAACAGCGCUGCCAAUAGCCAAUCAGGCGAUAGCAUGGACUCUGCAAUAGACGUGUCUGCCAUGGAUCUGUCCACGGACAUUCCCACGCAGGCCACACUGCCAAACCCGGACAGCCAGACCCGGCGUCACGGCCCCUCGGACACCCUCCUGCCGCCCUUAGGACACCCCCUCCCGGAUGGCUGGGUCACGAUAGAGGGAAACUUUAAUCUGGUGAUGGGUCUGAAUGUGCCUCACAUCAGUACAGGCUUCAACAUGUCCCCAGCAAGUAAUCUGGACGACGGCAUGAUGUUCCUGAUGUACGCCAUGAACACCACGCGCAGCGAGAUGUCCAACAUCUCCCUCAAGGCGUCGCAGGGCAGGAUCGGCGAGGUGGACCAGCCGGGAACGGACGUCGUGGCCGUCCACGCGUUCAGGCUGGAGCCGCGGGCGGAGAAGGGUCUGAUCACAGCCGACGGUGAGGUCAUCGAGUACGGGCCGCUGCAGGCACAAGUACAUCAUGCUCUAGCUCGGGUACUCAUGUGGAAGCCAAUAGAGAUGUGACACAAAAUCUUAUUUGGCAGCUAGGCCACAGGAAGUAAAUUUUAUGGAUGACAUCCUCUGCAAACUCUAAUGCAAUGUGGCAAAAAGAAAGGCAUUUUCAAAUUUUGACAUCAUAAACCUUGAAUGAUAUGAGAAGAAAUACUACCUGUUUACUGUCAACUAUUACAAUAUCCAUUUGUCACUGAAACAACUU